Alternaria incomplexa is the source of this 993-nucleotide messenger RNA. RefSeq lists its product as uncharacterized. The record is from RefSeq and is a predicted model, not a curated record. The transcript is spliced from 2 exons. Gene Ontology annotation, molecular function: L-lactate dehydrogenase (NAD+) activity. Gene Ontology annotation, biological process: carboxylic acid metabolic process. Bases 1 to 993 code for a protein of 330 amino acids. Gene Ontology annotation, cellular component: cytoplasm. Lineage: Eukaryota; Fungi; Ascomycota; Dothideomycetes; Pleosporales; Pleosporaceae.
AUGACAUCCCCCAAACUAAAAACCACAAUCGCCAUCCUCGGCUGCGGCGACGUCGGCUCCACCCUAGCCUACACCCUCAUCCUACAACCCAUCUGCUCAGAGGUAAUCCUCGUAGACCCCAAAACCACGCUCCUGGAAGCCCAAGUCCGCGAUCUAAACGACGCCACCUACCGCGGCGGCACCUCUGUCCGCGUGCGCGCCGGAACGCACGCCGACGCCGGCCGAGCAGACAUCGUCGUCAUAACCGCCGGCGCAAAGCAGAAGCCAGGAGAAUCACGCUUAUCCCUCUUAUCCCGUAACCUGCACAUUCUAGAGAGCAUAUUCAGUGCCAUGGCGCCGAUCAGUCCGCACACGAUCUUACUGCUUGUGGCGAAUCCAGUGGAUAUCCUGACGUAUUUUGCGAGGCGGUUGUCGGGUUUGCCCGAGAGUCAGGUGUUGGGGACGGGGACGAGUUUGGAUUCUGCGAGGUUGAGGGGCGUGCUGAGUGAGAGGGCGGGGGUGGCGCCGAGUAGUAUUGAUGCUUAUGUGUUGGGGGAGCAUGGGGAUAGUCAGUUUAUUGCGUGGUCCAGCGCUACUAUCGGCACAACACCACUUGCUCUUGCUCUUCCGCCAGACACGAUGUCUCAGGAGUUCAAGGACCAAAUAUCGGCUCAUACUCGUGGAGCAGCUGGCGCGAUCAUCGCGGCGAAGGGUUGCACAAGCUACGGCAUCGGAAACAUCGCGGCUGGUAUCUGCAAGUAUAUAUUAUUCGACUCACGAUCCGUUCGGCCCUUGUCCUUCUACCAGCCUGAGCUGGGCUGCUGCUUGUCAAUGCCAGCAGUAGUUGGUCGAAAGGGUAUCAUCAAAGCCAUGCCAGUUCAGCUUGACGAGGUGGAGAAGGCGCAGUUGGAGGCCUGUGCCAAAGGACUGAGGGGUGUGAUUGAGGGAGCUGAGAAGGAGUUAAGCGCUGAUCGUGAGCUGGAGAAGGCACUGGCGAGCGACAAGGGAGUCUGA